ACCCUCUCUCUUCCGACGUCGUACCUCUUGAAUCAGUAACUAUUAUAGCUCUGUCGAGAAAACAAAGAACGAUGUCUGACGAAGGAAAGCUUUUCGUCGGUGGCCUAAGCUUCGACACCACAGAGCAAUCUCUUGCAGAAGCAUUCUCCAAGUAUGGGAACAUCACCAAAUGUGAUGUUAUCAUGGACAGAGAAACGGGAAGACCUCGUGGAUUCGGCUUUGUAAAGUUCGACAAUACCGAAGAUGCGAAGGACGCAAUGGGGGCGAUGGACGGCCAGUCUCUCGAUGGAAGAACCAUUCGGGUGAAUGAAGCGGGCCAGGGUGGCGGUCGCGGCGGCGGCGGUGGUGGAGGAUACAGAGGUUCCCGAGGUGGCGGUGGAUAUGGCGGCGGCGGCGGCCGCAGCUAUGGCGGUGGCGAUGACCGAGGAUACGGAGGUGGUGGCGGAUACAGGAGCGGAGGUGGUCGAGGUGGAUACUCCGGUGGAUAUUAAACCACCACGCGGCCAUAUUGCCGCAACUUGAAUUUCAAAGGAAAUCGCGUAGGUUGCGGCUUCCCCAAUUGUUUUCAUCAAUUGGAGGCCCUUUCCCGUUUGCAGAACAAAGAGAUGUUGCGGACUGUAGGCCCUGGGUGCCAUAGGACCAGGAUUCAACAGUGAAAAGACACUGACAAAAGGACUCCCAGAGUGCCAUACUAUUUCUAUUCGUUAAAAAAAAUAAAGCUUUCUUUUACUU
Molecule: messenger RNA, 732 nt
Organism: Esox lucius (northern pike)
Lineage: Eukaryota; Metazoa; Chordata; Actinopteri; Esociformes; Esocidae
Product: glycine-rich RNA-binding protein GRP1A-like
Exons: 1
Coding region: 72-491 (139 amino acids)
Biological process (GO): positive regulation of mRNA splicing, via spliceosome
Cellular component (GO): spliceosomal complex
Molecular function (GO): RNA binding
Source: RefSeq, a predicted model, not a curated record